GGGACCGCCCCAAGAUGGCGGAGUACGUGCAGCUGGUGAAGCGGGCGCUGAAGCACCUCGGCGGCCACGGCGGCGUCCGCGGCGCUCUAUGGCAGCUGCUGAGGGUCAAUGAUUUGAAGACUGGUACGCUGAUAGGAAUUGACAAAUAUGGAAACAAAUACUAUGAAGACAAAAGAAACUUCUUUGGUCGACACAGAUGGGUCAUCUAUACUAAUGAAAUGCAUGGCAAAAAUACGUUUUGGGAAGUUGAUGGAAGUAUGGUGCCCCCUGAAUGGCAUCGCUGGCUUCACUCAAUGACGGAUGACCCUCCAACUACUCAUCCACCAGUUGCUCGUAAAUUUAUCUGGGAGAACCAUAAAUUCAAUCUGAGUGGCACUCCCGGACAGUACGUACCUUAUUCUACUACUCGCAAGAAGAUACAAGAGUGGAUCCCACCUACAACAGCUGGCAAAUAACAACAACAAAAAAUGUGACUUGCCUCAGCUUUGGCUUUCAGUGUAAAUUGUAUUUUCACUGGUUUUGUUCAAAAUAAAAGCCUCCUAU
Messenger RNA from Gymnogyps californianus (California condor), 543 nucleotides. It is a transcript of the gene NDUFA12, whose product is annotated as NADH:ubiquinone oxidoreductase subunit A12. NCBI's taxonomy places the organism in Eukaryota, Metazoa, Chordata, Aves, Accipitriformes, Cathartidae. Gene Ontology annotation, cellular component: membrane. The transcript has 4 exons. Gene Ontology annotation, biological process: mitochondrial respiratory chain complex I assembly; response to oxidative stress. The coding region runs from base 15 to 455 and encodes 146 amino acids. The record is from RefSeq and is a predicted model, not a curated record.